This is a messenger RNA of Homarus americanus (American lobster), 614 nucleotides long. RefSeq names its product cuticle protein 16.8-like. Bases 65 to 370 code for a protein of 101 amino acids. The record is from RefSeq and is a predicted model, not a curated record. The transcript is spliced from 3 exons. Lineage: Eukaryota; Metazoa; Arthropoda; Malacostraca; Decapoda; Nephropidae.
GACUAUAUAAACCGUCACAGCUGCCUCUGAGUAUCACAACCUGCUACCAUCACCACCAACCAACAUGAAGUGUAUCGUGCUCGUCCUCCUGGCUCUGUCCGCCCUGGUCGCCGCUCGCCCCGACAGUGUCUUCGACUUCGAUAUGGACGACAUGCACCAUGACCAGAGCAUUGACGACGACAACACCUUCACCGGCUCCUACAGCUUCAUGACUCCUGAAGGCAUACAAUACUUCAUCAAAUACGUUGCUGACGAUGAUGGCUUCCGCAUUGUCGAGUCUAACGCCGUCCCCAUCAGCAACGCCGGCGUGAGGGCCGAUGGUAACCAGGGAUCCUUCACAUCCUCUGAGGAACUCCCCGACAGGAUUUAAAGAUCUAUGGAAACGACAGAUUACGACUGAACCUCGGAGUGUUGACAGGACCGAGUGACUGUCAUGACUGGAGGAACUCGACUGUCAAUAUUCUGGGCAACUAAACACGACGUCUUCUACAGUUUGGUCAGUGUUAACUGUAAAUCCACUUUACAGUUAAAUGUUCACACGACCAAACCUGAAGUUUUUCAUCAAAUUCUUUAUGUCUUCCUUAAUUUAUUCCUAAAAUAAAAGACAAUCAUGA